This is a messenger RNA of Fomitopsis serialis, 1548 nucleotides long. RefSeq lists its product as uncharacterized. Bases 1 to 1548 code for a protein of 515 amino acids. The transcript is spliced from 6 exons. The record is from RefSeq and is a predicted model, not a curated record. Lineage: Eukaryota; Fungi; Basidiomycota; Agaricomycetes; Polyporales; Fomitopsidaceae.
AUGCCGCACCUCGACCCAACUUCCGAAGCGUAUGCUGCCCGCUACUACCGCCUCCUAGAGGUCCUCAAGACCGAGGGACUUGUCGAGCCGCGAUACGAUGCCAACAGUCCCGGAGAGUGGCUGGCUUGGGCCCACGGAGUCCGUUGGAUGAUCCGAUUCUUGUUCGAGUCCCGCAGCUGGGCCAUCCUGCUGGCGAACGAUACACUUCCUGCUCCUAGGUCGUUCCCCGAGAUCGACGAGUUGAUGCGUUACCUCGACGAGGUCUUCCACCGCGAUGGCAACCAGGGAGAUAUCCUAGGUUCGCCCUACCCUACGAUCGCCUGGUCCGAGACCUUGGUGCUGCUCGAACAAGUUAACCAGGCCGAGCGUCGUCCUCUUGCGAACCCGCAGUAUCAGCGCGAGUUGUUGAUCCUUUCCGACUUCCGCCAGCUGCCCGACAACCUCGAGUCCAUGGGUCGAGCGAUUCACAACAUCGCAGUCGACCAGCGCCGCACGCACGGCACCCUCGUCAGAUUGCUCGAGAGCUUGCUCGAACGCGUCAACACCGACCGCGGCUUCGACGCCGGUGCUCAGCCUGGAGAUCGCGUGGGACUCAUCGAGAUGUCUACCGAGUAUCGAGACUCGUAUCACAAACUUUCCGACGAGACGAAGGAGGAGCUUAAGGAAGAGGUUCAGGAUGCAAGGGAGUCGCGGCAGAUGGGUUUCCGGUUGAAUCAGCGUGGGCGGUUGGCAGACGCGAACAACGUCUGGAAACAGAUCACCGAAUUGUUGAAAGGUUUGAAGGCACGCGUCGGGAUUGAGGCCAUGGUGCUCAUGGUCCGUAACAACCACGAGUUCACUAUGGACCCGCGAUGGUACAUCACGGCAUCGCAAAUCAACGAUUAUCUUGGUACCAACUUCAAGGGAUGGGACCUAGAGAAGAUUGGAGCACUGGUGGAGGCUUUCUCGGUUGCAGGCUGUGAUUUCAUGUCCUUCUAUCGCACUGCUCGAGAGAAGGCCGAGCAUCUCAAGAAGCUCAUAAGGCAGAAGAUCCUUGAAGGCUUAGCCACGAUCACUGGUGAAUUGAACAUCCAAAUGAAUUACAUCAACUAUGAGCAGGAGAUCGUCUUCCGUCGCGGCGUCAUUCUUCGUGGUUGGCUCCUCAGCGAGUUCAAGAACCCAUCUGAGCUCAGCACCAGCAUCCCCCCUCUCAAAGCACAGUGGCAAGCCCUUCAGUCGGGUGCCUGUCAUUGGGAGAAGACCACCCCCGAAGAGCGUGAGAAGCUCAAGGCAUCCUUCGCCGAGAAGCUUGCGGGUGGGCAGGUCAAAAAGCGGAAGGAGCACUCGGACAAGGGAAAGAAGCACGUGCGGCCCAAGAAGUCGAGGGCCAAGGGCAAGGGCAAGGAGGCAGCGACGGCGGCGGCAGUGGCAACGGCGGGCGGUGAUGUGGAGAAGGAGAGCAGUGACGACGACGAGAGCGGAGAUGAUGGCGAGGGUCAAUCACGCAAGUGUCGCCGUGUCGCAGAACCGAAGAGCGCUGAGUUCGUCCCCGACGAUGUGGAUGACUAG